AUUGAACUUCGCAAUAUAAGCACAGAUGAUUAUUCACUCACUCAUGCAUAUAUAUCUCUUAGUCCUCUCUUCGAUCCGUGAUUCACUACAUCAUGAGCUCCCCCUCCCCAGCUGAAGUAGAGAAUCUCGUGGUUCUUUUCGUGGGUUUCGCCUUCGCGACAUUCGUAUACGGCUUGACAUUCUUUCAGACCUACAUAUAUUUCUCUCGAUACUCCAAUGAUCAUACAUGGACAAAACUCCUGGUCGGGGCACUAUUUGUCCUUGAUACUACCUCAAAUUGCCUAGUAUCUGACAGACUAUAUCACUACAUGGUAAAAAUGUUCGACGUGGCCACAGAGGUCCUAUAUGCAACACCAGCUUUUUGCAUUCAAUACCUCCUUUCGGUCAUUCUCACGAUGAUCGCGCAGCUAUUCUUCGCUAGUCGACUUUAUACUGUCUGCGGUGGUCCUACGAGUAUUACUUCGAAAUCCGUCAGCACGGCCGUGCUCUUUUGUGCCUUCAUCGCCUUUGUUUUCGGCUUAACUUCAGUAGGGCAAUUCUUCCAGCAGAGGCAGUUAUCCACAUUUGCUUCGCCUUCUAUGGCAAUCAUCGCUGGCAUCAGCCAAUGCUUCGCAGCAGUCGCGAAUAUCAUCAUUCUUAUUGCGAUGUGUUGGUCAUUGCGUCCAGCACGUUAUCCGGACAUGCUUCAGCCUCAGGGGGUGUUUGAAAACCUUGCUGUGUUGUUUGUCUGCCGUGGCCUAGGACUCGUCAUUAUUCAGCUAAUGUAUCUUGGCACAUUUGUUGCUUCACCAGGAAAACCAUACUGGAUAGCAGUCCAGAUGGUGGCACCCAGGGUUUACACCAACACUGUCCUGGGACUCUUGAAUACCCGGGAAGUCAAACACGGUGUCGGCCUCAACGAAGAAGAGACCUUGUCUGAUCGACAGGACUCUCAAAACAAUUCUUUCCCAGGCCAGCUCCGUUUUCGCGACAUAAAGACAACACAGCAGUCAUUGAGCUUUUCGCCCCAGGGAGAGUCCAGCCGGGGUAGUGAAAUCGAGGAAGCAUGCAAGUCGUAUGCUGAUAACCAGAACCUGGAGUCCAUUAGUUCUCAUUGCAGCGAACAAAACGCUUAUGACAAGGCAAGCUUAUCAUGAUGCGGAAUGUCUGAUUCGCUGGUUUGCACGCAUAUUAAUAUCUAUUGUACUAAUCGUCGCUGUCGUCCCUCUCGCACUUGCUUUCUUUGCUUUCGCUCUCAUAUGUAUCAUAUCACUGUCGGUGUUACGGUCGACACAGUGCAUACUCUACAUUCGUCUUUGCCUCUUGAAGCAGCUCGGACUUGGGGAUAACAUAGCGUAUAUCGCACAUAUCGUACGCACAAAUUAACAUGUUAACGUUCCAAGACAAUCAUUUUGGGAAAUGGAAUCUUUCUGAACCGCACUUUCACUGGAUGUCGGC
Suillus bovinus is the source of this 1437-nucleotide messenger RNA. RefSeq lists its product as uncharacterized. The coding region runs from base 93 to 1136 and encodes 347 amino acids. NCBI's taxonomy places the organism in Eukaryota, Fungi, Basidiomycota, Agaricomycetes, Boletales, Suillaceae. The record is from RefSeq and is a predicted model, not a curated record. The transcript is spliced from 23 exons.